This is a messenger RNA of Lentinula edodes (shiitake mushroom), 393 nucleotides long. RefSeq lists its product as uncharacterized. Bases 1 to 393 code for a protein of 130 amino acids. The record is from RefSeq and is a predicted model, not a curated record. Lineage: Eukaryota; Fungi; Basidiomycota; Agaricomycetes; Agaricales; Omphalotaceae. The transcript has a single exon.
AUGGCGAAAUCGAGCCAGGUCAAAGGACCAGAUGAACUCAUAAAGACAUUUGAACACCAUGCUCGGCUCUGGGAGAAACUCCCUGAAUAUACUGAGCUGCGGUGGGACGUGUUCCCCUGGCCUAUGCUCAACAAACCUUCGUCACCGGAGGAUAUUACUUACGCCGCUGUCUAUGCGUAUCUGUCUUCGCCGUAUCAUCCUGAGAAGGAUAAACCGCAGAAGGAUCGCAUUAAGGAGCAGAUUCGGAGGUGGCAUCCGGAUCGCUUUGAGACAAAGUUGUUGCCCAAGGUUAUUGAGGAAGACAAGGUGAAGGUGAAAGAAGGUGCCGGGAGUGUGGUGAGAAAUUUGAAUAGUCUUUUGACCAAAUCGAAUACUCCGAGUUUCUUUGACUAA